GCAAAGGGGCGCACUUCACGGAUUUGAGGAACUUCGCCGAGUCGGUCGUGAACGAGUGCCCGGAGGAGCUGGGCUUCGACCUUGAGCCAGAUGAGCUAACGCUGCCGCUGGAGACCCUCGCUUCGUACACGCUGACUCCCACUACGGCGCACGCGAUGCCAAUGUACAAAGUAUUCCAGGCGUUGUGGCAAGCGGGGCCGCUGCAACGAUCCUUGAGCUUGCUUGGGCGCGAGGGCGCCAAUGGCAUCAACGAGUUCUGGCGCAACGCUCAGCACUUGGACUGGGCGCGACGCCAUCCGGAGCUUGCGGGGUACACCUUGGACGAUCUCGGCCGCACCCUUGGGAUAGUGAUCCACGUUGACGGA
Prorocentrum cordatum is the source of this 365-nucleotide messenger RNA. Lineage: Eukaryota; Dinophyceae; Prorocentrales; Prorocentraceae. The record is from the annotation of a GenBank genome assembly.